AUGAGUGUUUUAAACGCCAAUCCUACAGUCUAUGAUGUCAGUCUGCUACCUACGAGACAUCAAAAGAGAAACAAUGAUUUUAUGCUCAAAAAUGAGGACUUAUCACUUUAUAAAUUAUGUUUGAACGAUAUUGACACUUCCAAUGAUUUAAUGAUCAAAAAUACACAAUAUGCCCUUGAGGUGCAGAAGAAGGAUCUUUCAGAUAACGAUACAAGUUCAGUUGAGGAACUAUCUUCUGAGGAAUCAUAUUACGAUGAUGAUGACGAAGAGGAGGAGGAGAUCGAUUCAUUGGAAAUAUAUGAUUUGAUCGCUAGUAUUUCCGACCCAGAGCACCCUUUGUCGUUGGCAGCUCUCGGGGUGGUAAACUUGGGUGACAUCACUAUAAACUAUUACGAUGAGUCUAAAAAGGGAAUUGCGGAAGUUGUCGUGAAGAUUACUCCUACAAUUAACCAUUGUUCGUUGGCCACCUUAAUUGGCCUAGGCAUCAGAGUCAGACUUGAAAGAUGUUUACCACCAAGGUUCAGAAUAGUGAUCUUAUUAAAGGAAGGAUCACACCAAUCGGAAAACCAGGUGAAUAAACAAUUGAACGAUAAAGAAAGGAUUAGUGCUGCGUGCGAAAACGGACAGUUACUUAGUGUCAUUUCUACAAUGCUUUCUACUUGUGUUUGA
Molecule: messenger RNA, 669 nt
Organism: Saccharomycopsis crataegensis
Lineage: Eukaryota; Fungi; Ascomycota; Saccharomycetes; Ascoideales; Saccharomycopsidaceae
Gene: CIA2
Product: iron-sulfur cluster assembly protein CIA2
Exons: 1
Coding region: 1-669 (222 amino acids)
Biological process (GO): iron-sulfur cluster assembly
Source: RefSeq, a predicted model, not a curated record